Molecule: messenger RNA, 3736 nt
Organism: Setaria italica (foxtail millet)
Lineage: Eukaryota; Viridiplantae; Streptophyta; Magnoliopsida; Poales; Poaceae
Product: filament-like plant protein 7
Exons: 5
Coding region: 1078-3390 (770 amino acids)
Source: RefSeq, a predicted model, not a curated record
ACAGGCUCCACUCCUGCAACCCACUCCAAGGCACCCCACCGACCACACUGCCAGUACUGCCUGCACCUCGCCAGCGACAGCGAAGCUGCAUACCGAUAGAAUGCCCUGACCGAGGGAGGUUGCUGUCCGCUCCACUGGCUGAUUGUGUUUCUUUCUUCCUGUUUGCCUUCCUUGCUCCUGCCAUGGAGUCCUGGGGGAGGAGCUAGCCAUGCAUCCCUUUGGUGCCUGAAGAAUUGCAUAGCCUGAUCAGCCACAGCCAAGUACUGGAAAAGAUUGAAAUGCUGUUUGUUCAGGUUAGCGUUGUACUUCAGUUCUGCACCAAUAUUGGUAGUGUUUUCGUCAACUUCAGUUUAUACUGUAUUACUGUUUAAGUGUUUAUUAGGUUUGCGGUUUGUUUCUUCAUCGUGACAUUUUCAGUUGUAUUUAGUUCUAGCUGAACGCGAUACAGUGGUUCGGCUAAUCUUACAGUUACAUGGCUAAACAACUAGCAAACCCAAACAAAUAGACAGUUGUUACUUGUUAGAAGAUCAUCAGUUCAUACUUCAUCGGUCUCGGAUUGGACUGCCCAGAAUCAACUUUUGGAUUAGGGUUCAGACGAUAUUGCUUUUGAAUAAACGACAGACAGGGUUCAGUACGAGCCAACAGUACAAAAGCAUACUUAUGUAGUUUUGUUAUAUAUGGUCUUGGGUUUGGUGGUCAUAAUUUCAGAAGAGCAACUUUUCAAUGCUUCUGAUGUCAAAGAGUUAACAGCAAGUUCUUUUUUUUUCCUUCGGAAUGAGACACAUCAACAAGUGGCUGUUGCUUCAGAACCCACACAUUAUGUCUCCUUUACAAAAGCUUGGUGGAUGGAAUGGAGAAGUGUUCACUGUUCAGUUCUAGGACCUUUUAUCCUUAGCAGCUGGUAGGCAAAACGUGAAAACCAAACUAGUGCAGUUGUUGGGACCUUGAGGGGUUCAUACAUAAAGCAAGAGCAUCAUGCAAACCUAAUUGGCUUGGCCACAACAAUGCUGACAGAGGAAAAAGCUGUUGGUGAUUAUUUUCAAGGGAGGGGCUGAAGAAGCAAUCAUCAAGGGAACGAUGGCGGAAAUGGAAGAAGCUCUGCGAUCCUGCAUGGAGCAGCUGGUCAUUGCCCGAGAAGAGCGGGAGCAGAUCAUCGUGGAGGCGGCCAACGAGAUAUCCUCGGAGAAGAGGAAAGUGCGCGAGCUCCAGCAGAAGCUGGAGGACGCGAACAAGAAGGCCGCGAAGCUCGCCGCCGAGAACAACAGCCUCCGCAAGGCCGUCGACGCCAAGGACGCGCUGGUCGGCGAGCUGAGGCAGUCCGAGGCGGCCGCCGGCGGCAAGCUCGCCGACGCGACGGCGAGGCUCGAGUCGGCGCAGAAGCAGGCCACGUCGCUGCAGUACGAGGUGCGCAUGCUGCAGAAGGAGCUCGAGGUCCGUGGCCAGGAGCGGGAGUACGACCUCAGGUCCGUCGACGCCGCGCGCCGGCAGCAGGCGGAGCACCUGGAGCGGAUCGCGGCGCUGGAGGCCGAGUGCCAGCGGCUGCGCGCCAUGGUCCGCAAGCGGCUGCCCGGGCCGGCGGCGAUCGCCAAGAUGAGGGACGAGGUCGAUCAGCAGCAGAAGCAGCAGACCCCCGCCGCCAGCCCGCGCCGGCCGCGCCCUGCGACGCCGUCCUCGCCGCGGUCGGUCCCGCCGUUCUCGCCGCGGACGCCGUCGCCGCGGCGCUCGGUGUCGGACGCCGAGGGCCACGCUGCGUCCAGGCUCCGCGCCGUCGAGGACGAGAACAGGGCGCUGAAGCAGGAGCUCGCCAAGAGGGAGGGCGAGCUGCAGUUCGUGCAGAUGAAGUACGCCGACGAGGCCUGCAAGCUGACGGUGGUGCAGAGGCAGCUCAAGGAGCUGACAGAGGAGAACAAGCAGCUGAACGAUGCUAACUGUGAAUCAGAGUCUUGGGCUUCUGCUCUGAUUUCUGAACUGGAGCAGUUCAGGGCUGCCAAGCAGAACGGUGCAUCCAUCAUGGCGUCAUCUGAGAUGAACUUGCUCGACGAUUUCGCAGAGAUCGAGAAAAUGGAGAUGGCAUCAGGUGAUCUGAAGGGCAACGUGCCACGUGCAUCUCUGAAGAAGGCGGAUAUGGCACCGGUUACGCCAGAGAAGAGUGGCAAUGAUCCUGCCGUGAAUGGUACCAUCCCCAACGGCCAUCCUGAAAGAGUUCAUGAUAUUUGGAACCUCGUGGUGCAUAAGCAUGAAGCAAGUGGAGAAAGCAUUGAAACCAUUCUUGAGGAGAUUCAGAAAGCAAUUUCUAACAAAAGAGAAGAUUCAGAGGUACCAUUUGACCGGUCUGAAAUAGAGAAGACGGUGAGAGAUCUGAUUGAGAGAAUCACUCCCAUGAUUGGCACAUCUGCAGGGGAUAAUGUUGCAAGAUCAGGACCGCUGUUACAUGGCAAAUCUGAACUUUGCAGUCGCCUUGAGCAACUGGUUCAGGUGUGUCAUGAUCUACUGCAUGGGAAAGCUAAACUUGAAAAGUUCAUCGACGAGGUUUGCCUGAUCCUGAAGUACAUUGUGGAACAAUAUUUAUCGAACCAAGAUCUAUCUGACACCGCGGAUAGUGAUGAAAAGAAUUUUGAUGAGGAUAAGUCACCAGGUACAGUCAACACAGAAGGUAAACAGGACAUCCAAAUUGCAGAAGCAGCAGCAACUCCAGAUAUUCAGAAAGAAGCACAGGAAGGACCAAAUCAGCCAGCUGAAGACCAUAUAAUGGCCACUCAUCAAGAGAAGCUGGAUGAAGAACUCGCACUAGUUGUACUUGCUCAGGAUGACAAUAUCCUGCCGGGCAGAAAAUCAGCCUGUUGUGAGAUAGAAAGUACUGCUGCUGAGGCAAGUGUGCAACAUUGUGCAGCUCAAGAGGAAAGUCAUUUGGCAACAGACUCGGAGAUUCUCGCAGCAGCUGACAAACUCGCCGAGUGCCAGGAGACUAUCACGAUUCUGAGCAAGCAGCUGCAGGCUCUGAAGGUCCCAACAACUUCAUCAGGUCCUCUCGAUGGCUCCAUCUGCAACCCCAGGCCGAGCUCGGCGAAGUCCGACUACAAGCCGCAGUCGCUCGCGAGCAUCCUCGCCGAGGAGUUCGCCUGCGCUGAGGGCUCCAGAUCUCCUACUACGCCCAAACAGGAGCAGUUAAAGAAAGAAGAAGAAGAGGUUUAUGCAACAAAAAUGAGGAGCACGGCACAGGGGCAGAAAAACGCCGGCGCUGACGACGAGGAAUCGACACAGGUAGUCGUCCAUCCGGUGUUCGCCGAGGCGCGGAAGGAAGACGAAGCUUCGGCUGAUCCGAAGAGGAAGAAGAAGCGAAGUCAGAGCCUGCUGGGCAGGAUCAUCUUCAGAAAGAAAGUGGAAGGCUGAAGCUGCAGAAGAUGAAGUCAACAUGGUGAAUGGUGAGCUGCUGCUGGUGCUGCAACCUGCAAGUGUGCCAUGGAUCCAAGCAGUGCUGCUACGUUCUGAUCAGUGAUUUUUGAGCGUGUUCUGUUUAUCCAUUCCUUGAAUUUCCUGCUCCCAGAGAUUGGCCGUACAUUCUGUUUCGGAGGCUGAUGGCUGAUGGCAACAUGCUCUGGCUGUCUGGCACAUGGUGUGAACAGAUUUUCUUCUUGACGUCCGCGAACAGAUUUUCUUUGUGUAUUUAUUAUGGACCUCAUGGUUGUGCAAAUGUUAAUUUAUUGAAAGAGAAUACGCUCUCUUUUUUUUCCUUACA